Molecule: messenger RNA, 1572 nt
Organism: Setaria italica (foxtail millet)
Lineage: Eukaryota; Viridiplantae; Streptophyta; Magnoliopsida; Poales; Poaceae
Product: NAC domain-containing protein 71
Exons: 3
Coding region: 1-1572 (523 amino acids)
Biological process (GO): regulation of DNA-templated transcription
Molecular function (GO): DNA binding
Source: RefSeq, a predicted model, not a curated record
AUGGAGGGAGGCGGCGAGAAGAAGUACCCGAUCGGCUUCCGGUUCAAGCCCAAGGACGAGGAGCUCGUCGAGUACUACCUCCUCCCCAGGCUGCAGGGCCGGCCGACCGUGCCCAACGACUCCGUCAUCGAGGCCAGCGUGUACGACUACCACCCGGACAGGCUGACCAACGAGUACAAGAGCGGGGGGCAGGAGGAGUGGUACUUCCUGUCGUCGAGGGCGCGCAUGUACGGGAACGGCGUGAGGCCGGCGCGGAAGACGCGGGACGGGCGCGGGCGGUGGAAGGCGUCAACGGCCACCAAGGAGGUGGCCGAGGAGGUGGUCUGCAACGGCAUCAAGUUCUGCAAGAGCGUGCUCAACUACUUCGAGGGCAACCCCAAGAAGGAGGCCAGGACCAAGUGGAUCAUGCUCGAGCUCACCGUCCCCGAGUACGAGAUCAAGCUCGAUAAGCCUGGCGCCAAGAACAUGUUGGACGAGUACGUCAUGUGCAAGAUCUACGUGUCCCCGCAGCACAAGAAGAAAGGCGACGCCGACGACGACGAGGAAGGCACCAGCUCGGCGUUCGAAGAGGAAGAAGAGGAAGCGUGCUCCUCCACGCCACACGGCCAAGGCACGGCGGAGUCCAUGCACGCAGACAAGCAGGCCGGCAAGCGGCCCAUGGUCGAGCAGCCGCCGCAGCGCGGUAGCUUCGCGCCCGCCCGGAAGCAGGCCCGUCAAGGGAGCCUAAGCACUGGAUCAGCCACGCAAGCGAGCUACUCCUCCACCAGCAACGCUGCCUCCUCGACGGAAGCGUACUGCGGUGGUCUGGGUCAACUAACGGGUGCACACUGUGGCCUUCAGUUUCAGGCACCACCAAUGCCGCGGCCGGCAGGUGCGUACAACGGCCAGGCACCAGCGAAGCCGCCGGCGGGCGCGUGCGGUGGCUGGGGACUCGUGCAGCUGCCAACACCAACGCCGGUGCUGUACCAGCCGUUCGCGGACCCGACUGACGACGACCCCUUUGGCCAGAUGGCGGCAACGAUGACGCGUCCUACGACACCGGCGAACCAGGCGGCGAGGCUGCCGGGCUUCCCGGGGAGCCAGCCGCCGCGGCACCCGGGGACGGGGUUCAGGCCGCAGGUGUCCCUGCAGUGCUGCUACGACCAGAACUACCGACCCGUGCAAGUGCAGCAACCGCCGCCCGGCAACGCGUCCUCGUCGCAGCUGCAGAGGCUGCCCGCGUUCCUGCCGCAGCAGCAGAUGCUGCAGCCGUUCCUCAACGGCGGCGCCAACCGGCGCGCGGGGGCCGCCGCCGUGCCUCGCGGCCCGUCGUACAACGGUUACCCUUACCAGCGAACCUCGUUGGCGCCGACCGCGGACGGCCACGGCGGAGCAGCGAACGAGAAGAAUGGUGCGGCGCGCUUCAACGUCAACGCGGAGCAAUUUUUUGUGGAUCUGGCCACGAUUAACCCGUCCCUGGCCGGAGGUUGUACGCAGCCGGCGCCGGUCGGCCUGGUCAAGCCACCGGCGCCCGCGGCGGCACGCCCGGUCGAGUCACCCGCGCCCCGCGGCGGCCGCUGUUGCGAAAGUUAA